Molecule: messenger RNA, 2922 nt
Organism: Trichosurus vulpecula (common brushtail)
Lineage: Eukaryota; Metazoa; Chordata; Mammalia; Diprotodontia; Phalangeridae
Gene: XNDC1N
Product: short transient receptor potential channel 2
Exons: 10
Coding region: 179-1429 (416 amino acids)
Biological process (GO): base-excision repair; single strand break repair
Cellular component (GO): nucleus
Molecular function (GO): damaged DNA binding
Source: RefSeq, a predicted model, not a curated record
GCUGUUGUGGCGGGAAUCUGGGCGAUGCGGUGAAAGAGGCGAGAAGAGGAGGAAUGUGCAGCAAGGCUGGGCAGAGACUGAAGGGACCAAGAAGAAGCCAAAAGGGCCAAUGUCGUGACAGGGUGUCCAUGCAUCUUGAGAGAGGGGGCUUGUGGCUGCCCUCUUUCUGUGACUCCUCAUGGCUCCCGUGAAGAUCAGCCAUGUGGUAUCAUUCUCCUCUCAGGACUCCAGGUACCCCGUGGAAAACCUGCUGGACCCAAAUGAACCAAUGAGGCCUUGGCUUGGCUCCCCUCAGGACCGCAGUGGGCAACUCAAGGUGGAGCUGCAGCUAGAACGGGCUGUGCCCAUCAGUUACAUCGAUGUGGGGAACUGUGGCUGCGCCCUCUUGCAGGUGGAUGUGGGACGUUCCUCCUGGCCUCCAGGCAGGCCUUUUCUGACCUUGCUUCCCAUGGCCACACUGAUGUCACCAGCUGACUCCAAACUGGGAAAGAACCGCUCAGGGGUCCGCAUGUUUAAAGACGGGGAUUUUCUGGCCCCAGCAGCAAGUGAGAGCUGGGAUAGGCUUCGAGUGACUUGCAGCCAGCCCUUCAACCAUCGGCAGCCCUUUGGUCUCAUGUUCCUUCGUGUGCGUUCUCUGUUGGAGCCCGGAGAAGACCCUGAGAACUCUCAAGCGCCUGACCGCAAUCAGGUGGAGUCCUCUGUACAAGCGUCUCAAGCCAGCCCUUGGCUUGCCAGCCCUGCCAUCCGGAGAACCUUCUUCCCAGAUCCACAGCCGAGCCUUGGACGGGUGACUGAGCUCAGGAGCCGUCUCCAGCAGCUACAGCCUGGGGCUUUAGGUCGCUCAGCCCGCAUGGUGCUUUCUGCUGCCCGCCGGGCCCUUCCAUCUACCUCAAACAGUCUUGGGUGCCACCAAGGGGAACCAUCCCCCAACCACACAGCCAGCUCAGAUGUGCCUGAGGCUGAGGAGCCAGCAUCACAGGAGAAUGAGUCAAGUAGGACAAAGAAACAGAAGCUACGAAACCUAAGGAGAAGACCUCCAGCCAACUCAGGUCCACAGCAACGCAGGAAGGUGAGGCCAAGACGACAGCCCCCCCAGCCACAGACGAGCAGUGACCAUAGUCAGGAGAGUGGGCAGUGCCCUAUCUGUGCAGGGUCCUUCAGCUUUGAGGUCCUUCCCCUCCAUGCUGCCACCUGUGGAGAGAGCACCCCAUCUCACCCAGCCUCACCCUCCUCGUCCUCUUCCUCCUCCUCAUUGUCCCCACCACGGACUCCACCCUCAUUACACUCUGAGUCCUCUCCAGAGAGCACACCAUUCCCUGUCUGGGUGCAGUGCCCCAUCUGCCAGUGCCAGUUCCCAGAAAGGGAGGUGGUGUGGCAUGCCAGCAGGUGUGGGGAACCCCCUGAGAACCCCUGGAUGGGCCUGGACUAGACCUUCAUGCCCCACAUGCUUUGACUUCCUGCGCACAGCCAUCUUGCUAGAUUCCAGGAAUGUGGAGGUACAAGCUACGAGAUAAGGCCAGAGGGGACUUGUAGCCCUUGGAGCUUGUGGUCCCAGGCCUCUCCCCACCCCCACCUUUAUUUCUCUGAUGUUUUUGAAAGAGCUUGAAAUGGCAGAACUCAGGCCUGUGGGAUUGCUGAUAACAUUGGGCUCAGCUUCAUUACUAUUCCAGGUUGCCAUGACGGCUGUUGCUAGGGCCCUCAGCUCCCUGCCAACAGUCCUGCCCCUCUCCUAGGGAAGCCAAUUUAGACUAAUGGAUAAAAAGACCUGGGCUACGGUGUUCUGCCUGGUACCCCUCCCUCCUGGUGGCAGAAAAAGACCUCAGCCUUGUUCCAAAUGUAUUCAAGUAGCAACUAAGGCCCAGUGGAACCCAGGAAUGAUUUGCAAUCCAGUAGAACCUGUUCUAGGAUAUUAACCCUGUGUUCCCUGUGUUGCAAGGAAGGAGGCAAACAAUGAAGAUGCUUUUUAUGUAAAAAACCUCAUGUUUAACUCCAAGUGCUCUGGUGAGCUCAAAGUCAGAACAAUCCGAGAUACCGCUUAAUUAAUGGUCUAACUGUGACCCUGAGUAAGUCAUGAAAUCUCUUGGGUCUCAGUUUGCUCAUUUAUAACUAAGGGAUUAUUAUCUACACACCUCAGGAUUUCAGGGUUUUUGCAGGUACCCUGAAAGUUUCGCCGUAAUCUAAAAACUAAAAUGUAAUCAAUGAGACAGUAAUCUUCACGAAGUAUUGGAGGAAGGCUUCUUGGAGAAAGCUUCUCUGUCGCCCCCAAAGGCCUAAGGGGACAAGUGGCUGAAGAGGAUGGUGGGCCAGAAAGAACUGUGAGAAGUAGAGAGAAGGGUAAGAAUCAAGGGCCAAAUCAGUGGGGAGACUGCUCAGAUGGAGGGGCGUGACUGCUCCCCUGGGAAAGGUCCUUCCCUCCCCCCAGCUGGAGCAUCGGGCAGCACUGAAGCAUCCAGGAAGGCCUGGAGGAGGAAGGCACGUUCUUGGAGGAAUGGCUACAUGCUGAAGCAAGUAUAGAAGAGAGUGACCAAGAUAGAGAGAGGCCUGGGAACCAUAUCGUAUGGGGACUGGUUAAAGCAGAACUAGGACCAGUGAUAGGAAGGUGCAGAGAAUUCAGUUUAAUAAAAGGAAAAACAUCUGAAAAUGGCAUUGUUUUCCGAAAACGAAGUGGACUUUUUGAAGGUGUUGCAUUGCCCAGUAUUGGAGCUCUUCACGUAGAAGUUUAAUGACCACUUGUUGAGGGAUUCAGUAGAAUGGGUUCUUAUUUGGGUACAAGUUGGUCUGAACAACCCCUGAGGUCCCUUUCAGUUCUAAAAUUAUGUGAUUCUAAGCCAGGGAGAGUAUACAAGAAGAGGGUGUGCUUAGGGGACCCAGCUAAGCUUUCUCCCAUCGUGCUGCUCUUCCACAGUUGGGGUGACAGGGCCU